GGCGCAGAAGCAGCAGCUUUGGGGUGGGCUUGCCGGCGGAGGCUACCAAGGCUGUGCCGAAGUCGGUUCCCUUUCCCUUUCUCUCCCUACUCUUCUCUGGGUGGUUCUCUUGGUUUUGCUUUGCUUCAGAGAAUGUAUCAGACUGCAUGGCAAAAUUUUUUGUAAUUUGGGACCCUAUUUUUUGCAAAGAUCGACUUUGCCUCAGACUCAGUACACUCUUCAUCUGUGGUUCCUGUUAUAUUGUGUUUCCACUUCAGUGAGUUAAGCAUAGCACCAUACAAAGCCAAAUAAGGAAAUGAAGUUUUUCUCUUGACAGGGCAACUUACUUAAAAGGGCUAAAGCCAAUCCCUAGGUUGGCCUGGUCACAAAAAUGAAGAGAAUGCUGAACUUUACCAGAUGUCACCAUCUGAGGCAGAUAACCCAGAAGUGUUUUUCUGGUGCACCGGUUAAAGUGCAGACCCCCACACAGCUUCCACGAGCAUUUGCACGUGCACAAUCAGGGAAGUUAUGGCACUCCACCCACUCUCUUGUUGGAGACAAAAAUAUUGUCCUGAUGGGGCCUCCUGGUGCUGGAAAAACAACAGUCGGCAGAAUAUUAGGUGACAAACUCAGCUGUUGUGUCAUCGAUGUGAAUGGUGAUGUCCUUGAGAAAACCUGGAAUAUGAGCGUGUCUGAAAAAUUGCGGGAUGUUGGUAAUGAGCGAUUUUUAGAAGAGGAAGGAAAAGCAGUGUUAAACUUGUCUGCAUCUGGAAGUGUGAUUUCCCUCAGCGGGUCCAAUCCCAUGCAUGAUGCUAGUAUGUGGCAUCUGAAGAAAAAUGGAAUUGUUGUGUACCUGGAUGUGCCUCUAACAGAUAUAAUUAGUCGUCUGAAAUCAAUGAGAAUUGAUAGGAUUGUGGGCCAGAACACUGGAGCAUCUCUGAGAGACUUGUUGAAGCAUGGAAGACUGUACUAUAAGAAGUGGUACGAUGCCCGAGUCUUUUGUGAGAGUGGAUCUUCAGCCGAGGAGGUUGCGGACAAAGUGCUUGAUGUGGUUAAAAGAUACCAAGACGUGAAUUCAGAGACCUUCAUUUCAACAAGGCAUGUUUGUCUUAAAGACCAUGACAAGAAGUUCCCACCAAAAUACUUCAGUGAAGCUGUAGUUGAGGGAUUGGCUUCUGAUGGUGGUCUCUUUGUUCCUGAGAAGGAGUUUCCAAAGCUGAGCCGCGGGGAGUGGAAUAACCUGAUAGGAGCAACCUAUAUAGAAAGAGCACAGGUACUCUUGGAAAGGUGCAUUCACCCUGCGGACAUACCUGCUGCCAAGUUAGGAGAAAUGAUUGAAACUGCUUAUGGGGAAAACUUUGCCUGCUCCAAAGUUGCCCCUGUCCGGCACCUUUCUGGCAAUCAGUUCAUCCUGGAGUUGUUCUAUGGCCCAACAGGGUCCUUUAAAGAUUUGUCUUUACAGCUUAUGCCUCAUAUUUUUGCCUACUGUAUCCCACCAGGUUGCAAUUAUGUGAUACUUGUAGCUACUUCAGGAGACACUGGAAGUGCAGUCUUAAAUGGGUUUAGCCAUCUUAAUAGAAAUGAUAAGGAAAGAAUAGCUGUGGUCACAUUUUUUCCAGAGAAUGGAGUUAGUGAUUUCCAGAAAGCAGAGAUAGUUGGCAAUCAGAGAGAAAAUGGAUGGGCAGUAGGUGUCAGGUCAGAUUUUGAUUUUUGCCAGACAGCUAUAAGAAAAAUAUUUAAUGAUUCCGAUUUUACUGGCUUCCUGACUGUGGAAUACGGAGCAAUCUUAAGUUCAGCUAAUUCUAUUAAUUGGGCUCGACUACUUCCACAGGUAGUUUAUCAUGCCUCUGCAUACCUUGAGCUUGUUAGCCAAGGGUUUAUUUCUUUUGGAAGCCCAGUAGAUGUCUGUAUUCCCACAGGAAAUUUUGGAAACAUAUUAGCUGCAGUGUAUGCCAAGAUGAUGGGGAUUCCUAUUCGAAAAUUUAUCUGUGCCUCUAAUCAGAACCACGUUUUGACUGAUUUCAUAAAAACUGGGCACUAUGAUCUAAGGAAUAGGAAAUUAGCACAGACCUUUUCACCAUCAAUAGAUAUUCUCAAGUCUUCAAACCUGGAGCGACAUUUAUACUUGAUGACUAACAAAGACGGACAGUUAAUGGUGAAUUUAUACAAUCAGUUAGAGAGUCAGCUUCACUUCCAGAUUGAGAAGAUGCUAGUGGAGAAGCUGCAGCAGGAUUUUGUUGCUGACUGGUGUUCUGAGGGAGAAUGCCUAGCAGCCAUCAGCACCACCUACAACGCAUCGGGCUAUAUUUUGGAUCCACACACUGCUGUUGCAAAAGUGGUUGCAGACAAGAUGCAAGACAAAAGCUGUCCAGUGCUGAUUGCAGCCACAGCUCACUACUCCAAGUUUGCCCCUGCCAUCAUGCAGGCACUGAGGAUUAAAGAGCUCAACCAGACCUCAUCAAGCCAGCUUUACUUACUGAGCUCGUACAAUGCCUUACCACCUCCUCAUGAGGCUCUAUUAGAGAGAAUGAAGCAGAAGGAGAAGAUGGAUUACCAGGUUUGUGUAGCUGACGUGGAUGUCCUGAAGAGUCAUGUAGAAAAACUCAUCCAAAAUUGGUUCGUAAGGAAGUCUGAGUAGGGUUUUUUUUUUUUUCUUGGUAAGGAGCAAUAAUAAAUCUCAAAAGUCGAUUUGGAUGACCUACCAUAGCAUUUUGUUUUGUGUAAAUGUUUUAUGUGUGCAUCUGAUCUCUGGAGCUGAGUAUUACACCUGCUGUGUACCUCCACAGGUCCUCCAGAAGAGACAGAAGCCAGCAUAGUACCUGGAACCCUGGGCUAUCAUGCUUUAUUCUCUGCUCGUGUUGGGUAUGGCAGUUUCGCCUUCAUUCCCACUUCUGAGUGGAACAAAAUAUCUGGUAUUUAGCAUGGCAUUUAAAAAUACUUAAACACAGUUAGAUACUGAAUCUAUAGCCAUUUAGUGUUUAUUGAACAUUUUGCUGCUUGAGGUAUUUAGCUAACAUAGAGGAAAUAGUAAGCUCACUAGGAUUAGAGUCAUCGUUUUCAACCCCGUUCAAAUUCCAGUUUGGACAAUAGUUGCUGACAUGUACCAUACACUAUCCAGUUAGAGAGUUGGUGGACUGCUCUUUGAAUGUCUGUAGUUAGUGCUGGUAAAGUUUGAAAAUCAGGCCAACAUGUGACUCUAGGAUGUAGCAGUUGACAGACCUGUGGAGUAGUGGAUUUGGAAACAAAGUCACCUACUUCAGGAAGAUGAUCCAAGAUUAGUAAUGUUUAAGCUGCUUUAAUAAAAGUUCAGUUACAGACAGCA
This is a messenger RNA of Grammomys surdaster, 3301 nucleotides long. RefSeq names its product threonine synthase like 1 (gene Thnsl1). The record is from RefSeq and is a predicted model, not a curated record. The coding region runs from base 371 to 2617 and encodes 748 amino acids. The transcript has 4 exons. Gene Ontology annotation, cellular component: cytoplasm. Lineage: Eukaryota; Metazoa; Chordata; Mammalia; Rodentia; Muridae.